AUGAUCCGCGCAGAGGGCAUUAUCAAGAACUUCAACACGAUAGAGGACUUCAAGCAGGCAGACAAGGCUGCUAUGAUGCAUACGGCGGCCCGCCAGAUCUGGGAUGCGAUCAAAGACGGAAGCAUCUAUGAAGUUCCCUCCCUUCUCUCCUCCUUCAACAUCAUUUCGUUUGCCGAUCUCAAAAAGUACCGCUUUACCUACUGGUUCGCAUUCCCAGCCCUCCACUCCGACCCGCAGUGGAAGCGAACCGGCGCGGUCAGCCAGCUCGGGAAGAAGGAGACUCUCCAGCUCGUGGACAAGGUCGGCACAUGGCGCUAUGCGACGGACGGUCGGCAGCACGGUUUCUUCCUCGCCAAGCGGGUGCCGAUUGGCAACUCCGGUAGCGGUGGCGGUGAUGCUGGUGAUCGUGAGAGCGAGCGCAGAGGCGAGAGCGGAGACGGCGAAGAUGGCGGUGGCAGCGUCCGCUCGCGCGAUUCUGCGACAUUCUUGGGCCCAGACGAGAUCGAGCUUGGGUUUCGGUGGGAGAUUGGGUCCCUGCGGGACGGUGAAACGGGCUUCUUUAGCGACGUUCCUGAAAACGACCAGUACAUCGCGUUUGUCGACCCAUCAACGUACCCCGAAAACCCGUCUUGGCCGCUGCGCAACCUGCUCGUCCUGGUUCGACAGCGGUACCAUCUGCGUAAGGCGCAGAUCCUUUGCUACCGCGACACACAGGCGCGGCGCGACGAACCGCGCAGCAUCGUCCUGCCGGUGGAGCUCGAUGGCAAUAUUGAGCAGAUGCAGACGUCGGAGAUGCCCAAGGUGACUGGCUGGGAGCGAAAUGCGAACGGCAAGCUGCAGGCCCGCUUGGCGAACCUGGCCGACUAUAUGGAUCCCGCGCGGCUCGCUGACCAGGCCGUCGAUCUGAACCUCAAGCUGAUGAAGUGGCGCAUCUCACCCAAUCUGGACCUCGACAGCAUGAAGAAUAUGUCGUGCCUGCUUCUCGGUGCAGGCACACUAGGUAGCUAUGUAUCGCGCAACCUGAUGGGCUGGGGCGUGCGGCGCAUCACAUUUGUCGACUACGGCUCCGUCUCGUUUUCGAAUCCCGUGCGCCAGCCCCUCUUUGAAUUCAAGGACUGUCUUCAGGGUGGCGCACCCAAAGCAACCCGCGCGGCCGCUGCACUCGAGUCGAUCUAUCCCGGUGUCGAGGCCGAGGGCCAUGUUCUCUCGGUCCCAAUGCUUGGCCACCCUGUCGUGGACGAAGCAAAGACACGUGCCGAUUAUGAGAAACUCGAGGCGCUCGUUGACAGCCAUGAUGUCGUCUUUCUUCUCAUGGACACGCGCGAGUCCCGGUGGCUGCCCACGAUCAUGGGCAAGGCCAAGGGCAAGAUUGUGCUGAACGCGGCGCUCGGCUUCGACACAUAUGUGGUUAUGCGCCACGGCGCGACACCCCACGACGGCUCGGAAGAUACGCUGGGCUGCUACUUUUGCAACGACGUCGUCGCUCCCACCAAUUCCGUCAAAGAUCAGACGCUGGAUCAGCAGUGCACCGUGACACGGCCAGGUGUGGCAGCCAUCGCUUCGGCGCUGCUUGUCGAGCUAUUCGCAAGCAUCAUGCAGCAUCCGUCACGACACCACGCUGGCGCGCCGAAGACCUCAAAGCGCUCCAGCGAGGCGCCAAGCUACGAGCGCGACCCCGAAGAUCACCCGCUCGGCAUCGUUCCUCACCAGAUCCGCGGCUUCCUUGCCAACUUCCAGAAUGUGCUCAUCCACGGCAAGUCGUAUGCGCAGUGCAGUGCCUGCAGCCGGCCGAUCCUCGAUGCCUACCGCAAGGAGGGCUGGGACUUUGUCAAGAAGGCGCUCGGCGACCGUGAAUAUGUGACGGAACUGUCGGGCCUGGCCGAGAUCCAACGCCAGGCUGAGGCUAUGGCCGAGGCACUCGACCUGAGCGAUGAUGAUUUGGAGGAAGACGAUGGAGAGGCUGUUAUGCUGUAA
Sporothrix schenckii 1099-18 is the source of this 1974-nucleotide messenger RNA. RefSeq lists its product as uncharacterized. Gene Ontology annotation, cellular component: cytoplasm; phagophore assembly site. Bases 1 to 1974 code for a protein of 657 amino acids. The record is from RefSeq and is a predicted model, not a curated record. NCBI's taxonomy places the organism in Eukaryota, Fungi, Ascomycota, Sordariomycetes, Ophiostomatales, Ophiostomataceae. Gene Ontology annotation, biological process: autophagosome assembly; C-terminal protein lipidation; piecemeal microautophagy of the nucleus. The transcript has 3 exons. Gene Ontology annotation, molecular function: Atg8 activating enzyme activity; Atg12 activating enzyme activity.